Schistocerca nitens (vagrant locust) is the source of this 1694-nucleotide messenger RNA. RefSeq names its product sodium channel protein Nach-like. The record is from RefSeq and is a predicted model, not a curated record. Gene Ontology annotation, biological process: sodium ion transmembrane transport. Bases 1 to 1476 code for a protein of 491 amino acids. NCBI's taxonomy places the organism in Eukaryota, Metazoa, Arthropoda, Insecta, Orthoptera, Acrididae. Gene Ontology annotation, cellular component: membrane. The transcript has 10 exons. Gene Ontology annotation, molecular function: ligand-gated sodium channel activity.
AUGAGUUGUCACAGACAAGGAAAAGGCUCGGGAAGAAUGCUGCUGUGGGAAGCAGUUAAGGAGUACUUGUCCACCUCGUCGAUUCACGGUCUGAGAUUCAUUGUGCAGUCGGGCCGUCAUUGGACAGAAAGGCUUUUUUGGCUUAUAUGCUGUGUGCUCUGUUGGUACGCAUCUGCAUUACUUAUAAAGUCAUCAUGGAAUGCCUUUCAAAACAAUGCUGUCAGCUUUGCUACGGAGACGCUAUAUUUGAAUUUCAGCACUGAUUUUCCAGCAGUUAUUGUCUGUGAGUGGAACAAUGAUGAUCGCAUAAAAACAGUGAUGAAUAGGAAUAUGGGUAUCCAUGAUUUUGACCUUGAUGAAAUAUAUGCAGAAAUAACAUUCUUUCAUGGUGAAGCCCAUUUUAUAAAGGAUGCCUGCUACAACACAAAAGUCAAGAGGCUAGUGGCUGAACAGUGUCCACAAGAAGGGCUGAAACAAAUUUCUCAAGAAGAAGGCCUGCCUCUUUCCCUCCAGCCCCUCCUUAUGCCCUUCCCUACGCACUUUCCACCUCCAUCAAUGCAGGGAACUGCUUUCAAUAAUCAGUUUCAUACACCAUGUAAUGGUCUCAUAUUUAAUUGUACAUGGAAUGGUAUCACUUUCCACUGCUGCGAACAGUUCUUACCUCUGGAUACAGAAAUUGGUCUUUGCUUUGCAAUUAACAGCUGGCAAACAAACCGUCUAAGAUACAAUGCAUCUCCUCUUAAUAUGAUAUCGGAUGCUAACACAGGGCCAGGAAGAUUGUAUUUCGAAAUUGGAGCACCAGUCAUGGUAUAUGUUUUAGCAACUCAAGAAGUACCUACAAUAAAUACACCUGAAUAUCGGUACUUUUUUAUGAAACCAGGCAGGCAGGUGCAGCACAGAUACUCUGUAAAGGAAGUGGAAAAUGAUCGAGCUGUACAUGAACUAACAAUAAAACAGAGACACUGUCGCUUUCAUUAUGAAAAUUAUGACAAUGGCCUUUAUCCUUAUUAUGCUUACUCUGUGUGUAUAACCGAAUGCCGUAAAAAAGCACAGCUUCACCUCUGUAACUGUGCAAGUCAUCAGUUACCAAACAAUAAAAGAGUCUGUAACCUAUCAGGGAUUGUCUGCAUAAAUGAUCAUCAUGCAUAUUUAUCUAUACUCCGAAACAAGGAAAGUUCUAAAAAUGCACUUCUGUGUACUUGUGAGCAAAGUUGUGAAGAUCAGUUAAUUACUCACACAUAUGGUACAAUAAGAAUGUUAAAAAGUCAGCAUGGUGCAUUAGAAAUAAGUCUUCAAAGCCUGCCUUAUGAAAGACUCAAAAGAACUGUAGUGAGAAGCCAUUUGGAUAUGGUGGUGUAUACAGGAGCUGUUGCUGGUCUGCUGGUUGGAGCUAGCUUGCUCAGCUUCGUUGAAAUUCUGUAUCACAUCACAAUACGCAUUUACUGGACUGUUUACAAACGAGCACAGCAGAAAUAAGAAUAAAGAAACCAAAACUACAAAUAAUGUAGGAUGAAUAUCAACUAGCUUCAGUGCAUAGUGACAGUAAAACUCAGUAAACAAAUAUUAUUAUUCAAGGGAAAAAUUCUCUUUCAGUGUACUAAUUUAUUUUAAUAACUGGAAUGGCCUAUCACUUUUAAUUUGUCAGUUACAAUCUAAAACCACUUUAUGUAGCUUGCAUGCCUCUCUGAUGCAAA